Molecule: messenger RNA, 1029 nt
Organism: Malaya genurostris
Lineage: Eukaryota; Metazoa; Arthropoda; Insecta; Diptera; Culicidae
Product: putative fatty acyl-CoA reductase CG8306
Exons: 7
Coding region: 16-1014 (332 amino acids)
Biological process (GO): long-chain fatty-acyl-CoA metabolic process
Cellular component (GO): peroxisome
Molecular function (GO): alcohol-forming very long-chain fatty acyl-CoA reductase (NADP+) activity
Source: RefSeq, a predicted model, not a curated record
AGGAAUUUAAGCCGAAUGAAAAUUGGAAGUUUGUGGAAAUCGGUGCAGUCAUCUCCGAGAAAAUGUAUGGUACAUGUAUCCAGCGCAUACGUCAACGCAUUUCUUAAAGAAGCUGAAGAAAAACUUUAUCCAUCCCAUGAAAACGCAGAUAAAGUGAUCGAUUUAGUAAAUUCAUUAAACGAUGGGACUUUGGAUCAGCUUACCAGUAGGUUACUACAAGAUCACCCUAACACCUAUACCUUCACUAAACAUCUGGCUGAACAUGAAAUCAACAAAUUUGCACAUUUAUUUCCAUGUGCAAUAGUUCGACCAAGCAUGAUAACUGGUGCUUGGAAAGAACCAGUCCCGGGAUGGACUAUAUCUAAGAAUGGCCCUCAAGGAUUUCUAAUGGGAGCUUCUAAAGGUGUUAUUCGCAGGCUGCCUGUAGGAGUUAACCUUGUAUAUGAUUAUGUACCUGUCGAUUACGUAGUAAAUGUUGUUCUAGUCUCGGCAUUCCAGGUUGCUGAAAAAAGGCCCAAGGAACUGACAAUUUUCCAUUGCACUUCAAGCACAUGUAACCCCUUCAGAUGGAGUUCCGUAGAAGACAACGUGAAUAAAUAUUUACAUGAAUACCCACUAAAGUCGACUCUGUGGUACCCACAUUUGAAGUUUUUGCCAAGUCUUUGGAUGUUUAAAGUAUCUGCGAUUUUUGUUCAUUUUCUUCCGGCAUAUAUCUUUGAUUUUUUGACGCAAUUGGUUGGGGGAAGACCACUAUUAGUGCGAAUGCACACUAACGUCUGGCAAUCAUUAAAUAGGCUUGAAAAAUUCAUAUUUAGUGAAUGGAAAUUCGACAAUAAAAAUGCGAUAGAACUUCAUCAUUACUUAACGGAAAAGGACAAGAAUAUUUUUAAUAUUGAUAUAUCUGAACUACAAUGGUCAAACUACUUUGUAACACUGACACAGGGUGUAAGACGCUAUCUUAAUCACGAGCAUCCUACUUCACUAAGAGCAGCUCGGAGAAAAGAUGCAAUGUAAGUAUAUAAUGUUACA